UUUUUCAGCCCAAUCCUCGCCAUCACUCAGUACAGCAUGGAAGAAUAUUUCGACGGCUCUCUAGUAUUCGUUUGUUUCAGCUUGGUUGAAGACCUUUUCCCUUGUAUAUUCUUCAUUGGGUCCAUUAUGAUAUUUUUCCUCUUUCCCCUGGGUAUCCUCAUUGCCAUCUACGCUUUGAUAGCAAAAUCCCUAAUGUCGCAACCAACGAUAAUGAUAGCUCAAAGAUGCUCAACAGUACCCUGCCAGAGCGUGAUAAAGUACAGAAAACAGGUAAUCUUGAUGCUGGGUACAGUUGUGCUAGCGUUCUUCAUUUGUUUACUGCCCUUCAGGGCUCUAACCUUGUGGAUAAUAAUCGCGCCAGCAGGUUGGAGCCUUGAAAUCGGUUUCGAAAGAUAUUAUAACAUCCUCUACUUCUCCCGCAUUAUGUUUCACAUUAACUCUGCGGUUAACCCCAUCUUGUAUAACAUAAUGAGCUCCAAGUUCAGAGGGGGAUUUUUCAAGCUGUGCGGUGCUGAGAACUUACGAAUCAGGUGUAGGAAGAAGCCGGAAAUUACGAGAAAGAGCACCACAAGCUCGUCCACACAUACUUCGUCGCAGCAAACUUCCGAUAGUUUUCUCAAGAACAGUAAAAAUUACUCCAGGCAGUCAAGCUAUCUGAAGGAGGUCAAAGAAUUGCCCUCGGAGGGGGAGAGUUCAAACAGUGUGAAAAAUAAAGGUUUGACGAAGAAUGUUUACGUUAGGGCACCGUUACAGGUGGUGAAUGGUAUAAAUGGCCAAAAGCUCCCAGCUGGGGAAAUAUACGUUUAGUAUAGUACAAUUGUUGUUAGUCGCGUCAAUGAAAAUGUAAAGUAGGCCAUCUUCAGGAGCAACUCCGAUAUUAUUGAUUAUUUUCUUAGUAUUUUCUUUUCAGAUCGAAGAUAGAGUUAUUUAUAUUGCUUAAACACUAUUUAUGAUAUUCAAGUGAAAAAAUGAUACCAAACAAUCUCU
This is a messenger RNA of Leptinotarsa decemlineata (Colorado potato beetle), 987 nucleotides long. It is a transcript of the gene ETHR, whose product is annotated as ecdysis triggering hormone receptor. Lineage: Eukaryota; Metazoa; Arthropoda; Insecta; Coleoptera; Chrysomelidae. Gene Ontology annotation, molecular function: G protein-coupled receptor activity. Gene Ontology annotation, biological process: G protein-coupled receptor signaling pathway. Gene Ontology annotation, cellular component: plasma membrane. The record is from RefSeq and is a predicted model, not a curated record.